Messenger RNA from Ciona intestinalis (vase tunicate), 1281 nucleotides. Lineage: Eukaryota; Metazoa; Chordata; Ascidiacea; Phlebobranchia; Cionidae. The record is from RefSeq and is a predicted model, not a curated record.
AUGCAGAAUAAACGUGUGGGAAACAUUAGCGAAAUAAAAGGGGGUAAUACUUAUGCACUUUUAUCAAAAUUAGAAUCGAAAAUCACAUUUCUUGAUGAAAAAGAUGUUGUAAAGCACGAGCAGCUUGUUAGAAACACAUUUUCAUCUACAUGGAAAGGUUUAUGGAAGGGCAAAGAAGUUUUUAUAAGGGAACAUAAUAUUAAAAAAAGGAGCAAGGAAGAAUUUUUUGACCAAGCAAGAAUCAUGCACAUGCUACACCAUGAAAAUGUAUUGAAGAUACAUGGAGUGAUUUUAUCAACUCCAAUCUGUAUAAUCACUGAACACAUAUCAUGUGGAGAUUUAAAAAGUUACAUCAAAGAGCACAAGUCACUAACUGAUGUACAGUUGUUUACAUUUGCAAUCCAGGUUGCUUCGGCAAUGAUUCAUCUGGAGCAACACAAAGUUAUUUAUGGAAAUUUACAAGCAACCAAUGUAUUGCUUGAUGAUACUGGAACGUGUAAACUAGCAGGUUUUGAUGUUGCUCUCCAUGCAUCAUCUGAAAAGUGCAACGUUUCAAAUGUUAAUUUUCCAAUAAGAUGGUCAGCACCAGAAGUGAUAUGUGGCAUAAUUUGCUCCAAGUCUGAUGUAUGGAGUUAUGGGAUUUUGUUGACUGAAAUAUUUUCACAAGGUGAUCAACCUUUUUCAGGUUGUACUUGCAACGCGGUGUUGUCCAUCAUACAGAGAGCCAAGAGAGGUAUAAAAAUUACCAAAGAUUUAUUUCCGAAUCCACUUCAACCAUUCUCCGAUAUGUUAUAUGACCUCAUGCUAAAAUGCUGGAAAACUGAGCCAGAUGAAAGACCUACAUUUGAGUUCAUUAAAAUACAUUUGGAAGAUUUUAAAUUUGUUAUCGAAGAAUGUGGUGAAGAAGCGUUUCAGUUUGGAAAAACAAUUUUGGUUGAGGUUGAAAACGUUUCAAAUCAUUUAAUUCGGGAUCAACUGCUUUACCAAGCUAAACCAAAAACAGAGUUGGGAGUAAACUUGGAAGAUAUAAAACUUGACAAAGAUGAUGUUACCUUAAACAAAGAGAUUGGAAUUGGUUAUUUUGCAAAUGUGUACAAAGCCAACACAGUACAACAAGAACUGCCCGAUGCGCGACAGGGGACACGCAACAAUAAACCAACGGCAACAAGGGAACACGAGGAAUCAUUAAAACAAGUACGGGAAACAAGUCGUCAGUUAAAGAACACAAAUAACAAAGCGAUUGGUCUAGGGAUGAACAAUACAGAAUCUGUGAAAUCUUAA